AUGAGAAAACAAGAGUUUCUUUCGCACACUCUCACGCGCUCUCUCACGCGCACCUUCACGAGCACCCUCACGCGCACCCUCAUGCGCACUCUCACGCGUUCUCUCACGCGCACUUUCACUCGCACUCUCACGCGCCCACUUACGUGCAUAAUCACCCGCUCUCCCACGCGCUCUCUCACGCGCUCCCUCACGCGCUCUCGCAUGCGCACCCUCACGCGCACUCUCAGGCACACUCUCACGUGCUCUCUCACGAUCUCUCUCUCUCGCACUCAUUCUCUCUCUCACGCGCUCUCUCACGCGCUCUCUCACGCGCUCGAUCACGUGCUCUCGCACGCACACCCUCACGCGCACUAUCAGGCACACUCUCAUACGCUCUCUCUCGUGCUCUCUCUCUCGCACUCUCACGCGCAUUCUCUCUCUCACGCGCACUCUCACGCGCUCUCACGCGCUCACUCACACGCUCUCUUACGCGCUCCCUCACGCGCGCUCUCACGCGCGCUCUCACGCGCACUCACACGGGCACUCUCACGCGCACUCUCACGCGCACUCUCACGCGUUCUGUCACGCGCUCUCUCACGCUCUCCCUCACGCGCUCUCUCCACGCUCCCUCACGCGCACUCUCAGGCACACUCUCACGCGCUCUCUCUCACGCUCUCUCACGCGUUCUCUCACGCACUCUCUGACGCACUCCCUCACGCGCUGUCUCGCGUGCUCUCUCACGUGCUCCCUCACGCGAUCUCGCAUGCGCACCCUCACGCGCACUCUCAGGCACACUCUCACGCGCUCUGUCUCACGCUCUCCCUCUCUCGCCCUCUCUCGCGCAUUCUCUCUCUCACGCGCACUUUCACGCGCUCUCUCAUGCAAUCUCAAGCGCACUCUCAGGUACACUCUCACGCGCUCUCUCAUGCUCUCUCUCUCUCUCUCUCGCACUCUCACGCGCAUUCUCUCUCUCACGCGCACUCUCACGCGCUCUCUCACACGCUCACGCGCUCCCUCACGCGCUCUCUCACGCGCACUUUCACACGCGCUCUCACGCGCACUCUCACGGGCACUCCCACUCGCACUCUCACGCACACUCUCACGCGAGCCGCGCGCGACCCCCGCUAUCCCGUCGCGUCGCCCUGGGGAGCCGCGCUCGGCCCCCGCUGCCCCGUCGCGACGCCCUGGGGAGCCGCGCUCGGCCCCCGCUGCCCUGUCGCAACGUCCUGGGGAGCCGCGCUCGGCCCUCGCUGA
Molecule: messenger RNA, 1233 nt
Organism: Closterium sp. Naga37s-1
Lineage: Eukaryota; Viridiplantae; Streptophyta; Zygnematophyceae; Desmidiales; Closteriaceae
Source: the annotation of a GenBank genome assembly